CGCUCAAUCCCGUCCGACGACGACAGAGACGACCGCGUCGGAAUCAGCCAGCAUAACUUGGGCUUUCCAUGCUCAUGUGAUCCAUGCACUCUUUUCUCAACCCUUCAAUCGCAACUCUCACCGUCCGACCUGCAGCGGUGUUAGUCCUGAUCACGCUCCCGCUCGUUUGAACAUCUCUUACGACACACUCUUUCGCACAAACCUCCUUUUUCUUGAUCAUGGCCGAAACCAGGGACGCAGUCGAAUUCAACAGGAUCAUUCAGGCCGACCGCGAGAAGAAGAGGAAGCAGGAACUCGCCGACAAGAUCUUCAGUCGUCGCUCCAGCGCUCCUUCAGCAGGCGCACUUGGAGCUCACAAGGGACUGGCUGGAGCAUCUACGCUAGCGAGCAGAAUCACGAAGCCCGGCCAAACGGCGAGGACUACCAAGUCGGGCGGAAACCCAUUGUCUAGAGUGCAGCAAACCGUCGCUUUGAAACGGUCUGCAUCCACUCCACAGUUAGCUACCGGCAGCGUCAUCCGUCGCAACCAAGCCCUCGAUGUCCUUGUCAAUGGCGGUCGUUCUAGUCGCGCAAACGAAGUUGAUGCCCAAGCCAACAUCCACAGCGUCCGUGUGUCGCCAGGUGCAGGAUUCAACAUCAAAGGUAGCGCCGUGCAGAUGAAUCCGCCGCGCGAGUAUGCCGUGGUGGCGCAAAACUUUGCUCCUGGUACCACCGCGGAGGACAUCAGAGCCGUGUUUGUACCCGACCCUACGGCUGCUGGUUUGAUUUCGUGCCAACUGCUCGUUAGCCACCCAACCGUCAUCGCGGAGCUGGUGUUCGACAACCAGGACGCGGCCGAGGAAGUGGUAAAGAAGUACAACGGUAGGACAGCAGACAACCGAGUGCUCUACGUCUAUCACUCGGACGCUCCCGCUGUAGCACGGAGCGCGGUUGCGCCUGUCAAAGGCGUCCAGAGAUCUCACGAGCUGGUCACAAGUCACGACGAUGAGUUGAUGGACAUGGAAGAAAACCGGCGGACGCGGCAGGCGCCUUACACGGCACCAAAAGGUCCACGCGCUUUGGUUGACGUGCAAGAUGGGCGCUACGGCUUUGCGGAAAACGAGUAUCGGCCAAGGAAUAGUGCGAGAACGGACGGAGCGCUGGUCUCGGACAGUAUGAUCUCAAGGCAACGCCCCAGAGGCAACCGCCAGUAUAGGCGAUGAGCGCAUGCGGGCAGAUCUACCGCGUUUCGAAGAUCGAAACAAGGUUUCAAAGCAAGGUGCGAUAUCAGCGCGACCACAGUAUUCGAGACGUCUGAAGCCCAUCUUUACUUUAUCGAUGUUGUUGUUAGAGUUACGUUGUAAAGAUACUUUCUUUAUUCUGAACUGCGCUGAAACCUAGAUGCCAUUAGUGUGGCCGCUCAAGCGCCAAGUUUGUCUAAGUGCGGGGCACCAAAAUGCAGCCAGAAGAAAUGGCUGGAAUGAAUUGAUUUUGAACGUUGCUAAA
This is a messenger RNA of Verruconis gallopava, 1485 nucleotides long. RefSeq lists its product as uncharacterized. The record is from RefSeq and is a predicted model, not a curated record. The coding region runs from base 219 to 1202 and encodes 327 amino acids. Gene Ontology annotation, molecular function: nucleic acid binding. The transcript is spliced from 2 exons. NCBI's taxonomy places the organism in Eukaryota, Fungi, Ascomycota, Dothideomycetes, Venturiales, Sympoventuriaceae.